Molecule: messenger RNA, 1134 nt
Organism: Gaeumannomyces tritici R3-111a-1
Lineage: Eukaryota; Fungi; Ascomycota; Sordariomycetes; Magnaporthales; Magnaporthaceae
Exons: 1
Coding region: 285-950 (221 amino acids)
Source: RefSeq, a predicted model, not a curated record
CAAUGUGUUGUCUGCAUUGAAGCGCCAAAGGAACAUAGUCCGGAUAAGCAGAUACAAAUACCCAAGCUCCGUUGCUUACGAGGAGAAACCCCUCCGUAGUCGUGCAGGUCUUCCAGCUAAAAAUAUCAAUACACCAGCUUCAACCCACGUGGGCGGCGACAUCUUUGGUUGCGGAAAACAAACACAGCAUUACUACGUAGCCCAAAAGCACAGCCGUUGUACCAGCUUCCCGACAAGGUAGACCGCGACAGGAGCGUCACCUCACAGGCGUCAGACCAGAAACCAUGGACGUCUCCGUCAUCGCCUUGGGCCACACCAACGCCGACACGCCCGCCAUCCUCGACCCCGCCGCCGCCUGCCUCCCGGGCGCCUCCAUCACGGCCUCCGCCACUCCGCACGGCCACCGCAUCCUGGUCUGCCCCCCACUCAGCGUCGCCGACCUCGGCGCCGCCGACGCGCACAUCGCGCCCGCCGCCGACGCCGCCGCAACGUCCACAUACAGCAACGCCACCACGGUCCUGUACGUCGCCGACGUCGCGGGCUACCACCACCGCCAGCAGCAGGGCGGGCAGACGCGCAUCGAGGACGUCCUGGCCAGCUUCCGCACCGUCAGAGCCUGGAGCCGCGCGAGGGGCCUGCACAUGGUGGUCCUGCUGCGCGGCGCGGGGGCCUUCAAGGGGGAGCUGGCCGCGCACCCGCUCGAGGACUGCUUCCCGGGCUACAGCUGGGUCGACGACGCGACCAACGCGCAGGAUCUGGGUGCGCCCAUGGGGAUCGACGCGCUGGUGCGCAUGAUGAUGGCCGAGGAGGGAGAGGAGGCGUUGGGUGGCGACGGGGCGGCGGGGAAGCAGCCGGCUGUUUAUGUGCACUUUAUCGAGGAGGGGCGGGCGAGUGAGAAGGAUGUUGAUGUCGUCGUCAGGGCGAUGAAGGACAUUUACGACAAAAAUUGAGCUUGGAUGGACAGGGAAAAGCUGCCCGCAAUUGGCCAUGGUCAUCACAGGUGGAGGCAGAGGAUUCUCACGGACAGGGCGCAUACAAGUAAAAAGGGGCAUUAAAAAUUCAUCGUCGCGCUAACAUCCAUCUCGUGUCUACACUCGUCGCACCCAUAAGCUAAACCUACACAUUAUCUCCUCA